AUGUCGAACGCCACCGAGAUUCAGCUCCAGCACUGGGCAGAAGACCGAUCGGACGAAGUCAUUGCAGUGCAUGUAGUAUGUCUUGUUACGCUUGUCGUAGCUGUGGCCUUGAGAUUCUAUGCGCAGUCGUUCGUUACAAAUCCGUGGAAACAUGCUGACAACUGGCUGGCUCUUGCUGCUGGGGUAUUUGCUACUGGUAUUGCCGGAUGUAUGCUCAAAGCUCUGGACUAUGGCUUCGGAAAACAUACACUUCGAAUUAUUGCGGAAGAUCCUGAAGCGCCCCACAACGUCGCGACGAUAUUCAUGUUUGGCUAUAUCAUAAGCAUCCUCCAAGCAUUGAGCAUAACUUGCACCAAACUUUCUGUCCUCAGCCUCUAUGCUCGAGUUUUCGGUAUGCUACAUCACGACAGAUUCUUCAUCAACGGCGUAUACAUAUGUACGGUAAUUUGCGUCCUUCUUGGGAUAAGCACCACCUUGCUCUUCAUCCUCCAGUGUAUCCCAGCGCCAGUUUUCUGGAACCGUGUGUACCUCAUGUUCCCUGGAGCACCGGCAAACGGACCUACGGAAGGCUAUUGUAUGGAUCAGGUGGCGCAUGUUGUCGUGCCAGUCGUUUUGGACCUCGUUAACGAAAUAGCCAUCAUGCUGUUACCCAGUCGUUUGUUGUGGAACCUCCGGCUGCCGUUGAAGAAGAAGAUUGGUCUUACUGUUACUUUCAGCUUGGGAAUCUUUGUGUCAGCAACAAACAUUGUGCGCAUUGUAUACUACGCGCAGGUCAUCAACGGGGGCGAUCUCGCAUGGGAUGACAUCGACGCCUUCAUUUGGACCAUUGUAUGCAUGUGUUUUGCGGUUGUCUGCUCGAGUAUCCCCCCAUGUGCGCCCCUGCUCAAGGUCUGGUCUCGCAGAACCCGAAGCGAACAUGACUAUAGCGGAUCGGUGCCACUGACGGACCGGUCGGAAGUCACAUCGAGACAGAGCGGACGGAUGGCUGGCAAGACAGAGCCGACCGGAGGGCUGAUCAUCUCCCGCAACGAUGAGUGGAUGAUCGAUUCCGAGAGUGUGGGGGACGAUGGAGUGGACUUGUACAAUUCUACCCAUGGCGUUGACCAACGUUGGAAUUCAUUGAGUGCAUAA
Molecule: messenger RNA, 1131 nt
Organism: Alternaria arborescens
Lineage: Eukaryota; Fungi; Ascomycota; Dothideomycetes; Pleosporales; Pleosporaceae
Exons: 4
Coding region: 1-1131 (376 amino acids)
Source: RefSeq, a predicted model, not a curated record